Lotus japonicus is the source of this 1950-nucleotide messenger RNA. RefSeq lists its product as uncharacterized. Gene Ontology annotation, molecular function: zinc ion binding; nucleic acid binding. The record is from RefSeq and is a predicted model, not a curated record. NCBI's taxonomy places the organism in Eukaryota, Viridiplantae, Streptophyta, Magnoliopsida, Fabales, Fabaceae. The transcript is spliced from 8 exons. The coding region runs from base 52 to 1692 and encodes 546 amino acids.
AGCCAUUCUAAUAAUUUGCUUGACUUACUCAGGAAGACUUCUCCUCCUUUCAUGUCCUUUCCAUCACAAACCAUCGUUUCUCCUUCUUCCUCUUCCUCUUCCUCUUCCUAUGUCGUUGAUACAUUGAAACCUCUCGCAACUGCAAUCACGUGCUUGAUUUCAAUGGCUUUUCUCAACUUGGCUCUCAAAUGCUUUGACCAUCUCGCAUGGCCUAUUCUUGCUCUGGGGUAUCCUAUGUGUGCUUCCGUACGAGCAAUCGAGACUGAUUCCAUUAAGGAAAUGAGGGAUUUGAUCUCAUAUUGGAUACUUCUCUCAUUAUUAUACCUAUUUGAGUAUGCUUUUAUGUGGCUUCUCCAAUGGUUCCAGUUCUGGCCUUAUAUGAAGCUAAUGAUUAUCUUCUGGCUCAUCAUACCAGACUUCAGACGAUCUUCAUAUGUCUAUAGUAACCUUAUACGUUCAUACAUCUCCAUGAAACCGCAAACAGCCAUAUGCAGGUUAAGUAACUCAAGGAAGAUUUUUGUCAAGAAAGUAAACUUUUUACUGCAAGCAGAGAAAUAUAUAAGAGAGAAUGGAACUGAAGCCUUAGAGAAACUCUUUGCUAGCAAGGAAGAGAAAUAUAUAAAAGAGAGCGGAACUGAAGCCUUAGAGAAACUCAUUGUUAGCAAGAACACAACAGAUAAACCGGAUGCAGAAACAAAGAAUGCAAUUAGGGAUACUUCUAAUAAAGAAAUGCAACAGACAAAUGGAAAAAUUCUUCAAACAGAAGACAAAAAGAUCAUUCAGAAAAAAGAAAUUCCUGCAGGCAAGCAAGAUAUUCCUUACAUACCUAUCCCUGCACCGAGUGAGAAUGCUUCAUCAACCAUGUUGGAAACUAAAGGAGUUGCUGGGAAAGAAAAACUUGGUGAAGAAUUUCCUCAGAGUUCUACACAUAAGGAAGUGCAGAAAGAGUGGACUUGCACUGCUUAUGAAGCGCAAAAAGCAAAGACUCAACCUGUUCCGCAGAAGCUGAGAAUUUCUCUUCCCAAAGAGGAAUGGAAACCGAAGAACAUUACCAAUCAGUUAAGUUACAAGAUCAAGAUUGGAGAGAUUAUUGUUAACACUGGUUUGAAGGGAGACGUAGUCAUGGAUCAUAACAAGGAUAUUCCUUCCAUGCCUAGCCUUGCACCAACUCAGAUUGCUUCAUCAACCAUUGUUGAAAUGAAAGGAAUUGCAGGUAAAGGCAGAGCUGGGGAAGAGUUUCCUCGGAGUUCUACACAUAAGGAAGUCCAGAAAGAGUGGACUUGCGCUUUAUGUCAGGUAACAGUUUUGAGGGAGGAAGACUUGAAUUCCCACCUACAAGGGAGGAAACAUAGGGCUGCUGAUGAAGCUAUAAAAGCAAAGACUCAAUCUGUUCCCCAGAAGCUGAGAAAUUUUUUGCACAAAGAGGAAUGGAAACAGAAGACCAUUUCCAAUCAGCUAAGUUACAAUGCCAAGAAUGGAGAAAGUAUUGUUAACAUUGAUCAGAAGGGAAACGUAGUCAUGGAUCAUAAGGUGAGAGAACUGCAAAAGAACCUGUAUGAACCUGUUAGGAUGAAUUAUUCCAAAUUAAGAUGUGAAGCCUGUAAUGUCUGUUGCUCUACUGAGUUUGACUUGGCCUGUCACUUAAAUGGGAGGAAGCACUUAGCAAAUAUUGUGGGUGUAGUUGAGUUUUGAGGUAAUUAAGUUUUCACUAGUUCUACAAAUGCUGGUGUAGAGAAUUCUGUGUAGACUGGUAGUUGAAAUGACAAUAAGGGAGGUUACUUGAAAAUUGAAAGGAAUAUGGGGAAGAAAAUGGUUCAUAAAUAUAUUCUUCUAUAUGGCAUCAUUUUUUUAACUUCCAAGUCACAACAUCUUUGUGUUCUUCUGUUGGAGACAGUAAGUCAUUGAACACUUCUCUCUCACAUCUAUACUUCCCAUUCUGAUCCUUUCUAC